AUGAAAAUGACUGAUUAUCAACGAUGGCGCUGUAUGAAAGCGCUUAAUAAAUUGUUCGAAUUCUCUAUUUCAGACAUGUUUUCGGAGCCUGUCGAUCCAAUUGCUGAUGGAUGCCCUGAUUAUUUUGAAAAAAUCGAGUAUCCAAUAGAUCUUGGAACAAUCAAAAAGAAACUCAUAAAUGAUGAAUACAAGUCAACAGAUGAAUUCAAAUACGAAGUAAAUUUAGUUUGGGAUAACUCCUAUCGAUAUAAUGGUAAACAAGCCAUUGUUUCAUUACUAGCAAAACAAUUAUCUGUUGUUUUCAACAAAGAAGCUGAAUUCUUUUCAGGAAACGAUAUUCUUGAUUGGAAACGAGAAUGUGAAGCUUUAGAAGAAGCUGUUGGCCUAAGGAAUGCAAACCAAAAGCAAGUUGCUAUUCCGCCACCUCCACAGCCUGUUGAAAGAAAGCCAAAUCCACCAAGAAUUAAGCGACAAAUGUCAGCACCAAUCAAGGAGAUUCCAAGUCCUGUAAAACCGCAAAGAUCUCGCUCCAAUAAGAAGUCCCAUGCACAUGCUGAGCCUGUAGUUGAACAGCCUGUUAUUGAAGAAAGAAAGAUCGAAUACCCAACACUCCCACCAUAUGAAAAGGAGCCUCUAACUGAUGAGCAAAAAGAAUUACUUGCAAAAGAUAUCAACUCUUUAACAAAUCAAGAUUAUAUCGACCAAAUUAUACAAUUCAUUCGAACUCAAAAGCCUGAGAUGGUUGUCGAUGAUGCAAUAGAAUCGAAUAUUACUAACCUAGAAGAUCCUCAUAUUAUUCAUCUCCGCUCAAUUGUAAGUGAUAUGAUGCAACAUAUUGCUGCUUAG
Messenger RNA from Trichomonas vaginalis G3, 846 nucleotides. Its product is annotated as acetylation-dependent protein binding. The transcript has a single exon. Bases 1 to 846 code for a protein of 281 amino acids. NCBI's taxonomy places the organism in Eukaryota, Parabasalia, Trichomonadida, Trichomonadidae. The record is from RefSeq and is a predicted model, not a curated record. Gene Ontology annotation, biological process: chromatin remodeling; regulation of DNA-templated transcription. Gene Ontology annotation, cellular component: nucleus; chromatin.